AUGAAUGCACUUCAUGCAGCCAACGCACCAGAAUGGAAGAAUAAAAUCGGUGGCUUGGUCAAAGGCGCUGGUUUGGAUAAGAUAGCCCACGAUUUGGCAGAGCAAGGUAAACACGCACUCAGUGACAUCUACAAUGCUGUUGUGCCACCAAUUUCCGAUGCUGAAUUACUCGAAGUCUGGGUUUCUCAUGAUAUGGUCGGCUAUGAUGGAAUUACUGACGUAGUUUACUCUGGUUUAUCAAAGCACCUUGAUCUUAUACAAGGUGGCGAACUUAUCGUCAAUUCACAAAAGACCGACAAAGAAGAGAAGAAUCGUAAUCUAAACCUCCUCGAUAACAUAUCUGCAGCUCUGCAACUCACAGAGGAGCGUUUGAAUGCUCUCAUUGAAGCUGAAGAGGAAGUCUUCAAUGAGAAGAAGAAAGCCGAACAAGGAACUUCCUCAGAAAUAGCAGAUGAAAAGGACAAUGAAGAACAAAGUGUCAAACGCACACACAUCAAACUUCGUGUUCAACCAUACAUUGAGAGAAGCGCACGUCCACAAUUACAAAUCACAUCAGUCGAAGGCGGAGAAAAGGAAGACGUUCGUUUGAGAUUCCUCAUCACACUUGUUGACAAAGCCCAUGGACUGCAAUGCUCAUCUUACUCACAGUCACUCCCUCUCAGUUGGCUUGAGGAAGAAGAGAAGAGGGUUGAUGAGGACAAGAUGAACUACCUUAUGUGGAUAGAAAACACCCUUAUUGGUGUCCUUAAAGGUUCUAUUGAGAACAUCUCCAUCGAUUACCUCCGUAAACGUAAGAUUGACGUAACCAAAUUAUCGUCAAACAAUAUCGAUUGGACAGCCGCCCAAGCACAAAUACCAAUCUCAGACUAUUAA
Molecule: messenger RNA, 873 nt
Organism: Wallemia mellicola CBS 633.66
Lineage: Eukaryota; Fungi; Basidiomycota; Wallemiomycetes; Wallemiales; Wallemiaceae
Exons: 2
Coding region: 1-873 (290 amino acids)
Source: RefSeq, a predicted model, not a curated record